Molecule: messenger RNA, 4753 nt
Organism: Cavia porcellus (domestic guinea pig)
Lineage: Eukaryota; Metazoa; Chordata; Mammalia; Rodentia; Caviidae
Gene: Htr2c
Product: 5-hydroxytryptamine receptor 2C
Exons: 6
Coding region: 728-2104 (458 amino acids)
Biological process (GO): locomotory behavior; G protein-coupled receptor signaling pathway, coupled to cyclic nucleotide second messenger; phospholipase C-activating G protein-coupled receptor signaling pathway
Cellular component (GO): plasma membrane; dendrite
Molecular function (GO): G protein-coupled serotonin receptor activity; neurotransmitter receptor activity
Source: RefSeq, a predicted model, not a curated record
AGCGCUGUGCAGCUUCGCCAACGCAGGGUAGGCGCUCUGGUGCUCGCCGAGGACUCUUCCUUCCUCGAGCGCACACCUAUUUCCGAUUCUGCCUUUGGAGCGGCUAGACUGCUAACCUUGUCUGCUCCAUCGGCCUGCCUGCCCCUUACCUGCUGAUUGUCUAUGAACUUUUCUUCAAUCUGCGCAUCGUUGUCGUCGGAGUCGUCGAGAUCGUCGUGGUGCUCGUGUGAUGGCCUUCGUCCGUUUAGAGUAGUGUAGUUAGGGACCAUCAAUGAAGAAAGAAGACGCGAUUGGCGCAGAGAUGCUGGAGGUGGUCAGUUACUAAGCCAGGUUAGAAUAGAAGAGAAAAACGAGCCAAACCUAGCCGGGGGGCGCACGGUCGCCAACAGGAGGUCGACUUGCCGGCGCUUCUCCUCGCGCUGAGCUUCCUCAGUCCCUCUCUCCCUCCGCUGAGGCGCGAGGUUGCGGCGCGCAGCGCAGCUCGGCGCACUGACUGCCACGGGCUCCGCUGGGCGAUUGCAGCCGAGUCCGUUUCUCGUCCGGCUGCCGCCGCGGCGACCGCUGCCUUGUCUUCCUCCCGGACGCUGGUGGGUUAUCACUUAAUGCCCACAAGCACAGGCCAAUGAACACCAUUCUUCAGAAAUAACUAAUAGAGGAUAUGAUAAAUUCAAUCUGCUAAUUUUCUCAUCUCAAUUUUAAACGUUGGUUGCUUAAGACUGAAGUAAUCAUGGUGAACCUAAAGAAUGUGGUGCAUUCGUUCCUUGUGCACCUAAUUGGCCUGUUGGUUUGGCAGUUCGAUAUUUCUGUGAGUCCAGUAGCAGCUAUGGUAACUGACAUUUUCAACACCUCCAAUGGUGGACGCUUUAAAUUCCCAGACGGGGUACAAAAUUGGCCAGCACUUUCAAUUGUCGUUAUAAUCAUCAUGACAAUAGGUGGCAACAUUCUCGUUAUCAUGGCAGUAAGCAUGGAAAAGAAACUGCACAAUGCCACCAAUUACUUCUUAAUGUCCCUAGCCAUUGCUGAUAUGCUAGUGGGACUACUUGUCAUGCCAAUUUCUCUGCUUGCAAUCCUUUAUGAUUAUGUCUGGCCACUACCUAGAUAUUUGUGCCCCGUCUGGAUUUCUUUAGAUGUUUUAUUUUCAACGGCGUCCAUCAUGCACCUCUGUGCCAUAUCGCUGGAUCGGUAUGUAGCAAUACGUAAUCCUAUUGAGCAUAGCCGUUUCAAUUCGCGGACUAAGGCCAUCAUGAAGAUUGCUAUCGUUUGGGCAAUUUCUAUAGGUGUGUCAGUGCCCAUCCCAGUGAUUGGACUGAGGGAUGAAGACAAAGUGUUCGUGAGCAACACCACGUGCGUGCUCAAUGACCCGAAUUUCGUGCUGAUCGGAUCCUUCGUGGCAUUCUUCAUCCCUCUGACGAUCAUGGUGAUCACGUAUUUCCUGACCAUCUAUGUCCUACGCAGACAAGCCUUGAUGUUGCUGCGCGGCCACGCGGUGGAACCACUGGGCCCAAGCCUGAACUUUCUGAAGUGCUGCAAGAGGAACACUGAGGAGGAAGAGAAUUCGGCAAACCCCAACCAAGAUGGGAACCCGCGCCGGAGGAAGAAGAAGGAAAGACGUCCUCGGGGCACCAUGCAGGCUAUCAACAAUGAGAAGAAAGCGUCAAAAGUCCUUGGCAUUGUGUUCUUUGUGUUUCUGGUCAUGUGGUGCCCAUUUUUCAUUACCAAUAUUCUGUCGGUUCUGUGUGGGAAAGCUUGUAAUCAAAAGCUCAUGGAAAAGCUUCUGAAUGUGUUUGUUUGGAUUGGCUAUGUCUGUUCAGGAAUUAAUCCUCUUGUGUACACGCUCUUCAACAAAGUUUACCGCAGGGCUUUCUCCAACUAUUUGCGCUGCAACUAUAAGGCAGACAAAAAGCCGCCUGUCAGACAGCUGCCAAGAGUUGCUGCCACUGCUUUGUCUGGGAGGGAGCUUAAUGUUAACAUUUAUCGGCAUACCAAUGAGCCUGUGAUUAGGAAAGCUGAGGAGAGGGAGCCAGGCAUAGAGAUGCAGGUGGAAAAUCUGGAGCUACCGGUAAACCCUUCCAAUGUGGUUAGUGAAAGGAUUAGCAGUGUGUAAGACAGAGCAGCAUAGCCUUCUUGCAGGGAAGCCACACUGAUUGGAAAAUCUUUAACUUUUCUCUUGGUCAUAACUACUGUAAAUACUGCUGUCAGAAACAGUGUUUUUUAUAUAGCUUUGCAAUCCUGUACUUUAUAAUCAUGCUUAAAAUAGUGAGAUUUAGAGUUCUAUAUUUACUGUUUAUAAUAGAUGGAGACUAUGUUAUUUUGAAUAUUUGAUGGAUAAAGUCUAUAUGCUUUUAUUCCCAUUCUUCCCUCCCCGAUCUUCCUCUCCCUCUCUCUCUCCUCCUCCCUCUCCCUUUCCUGUUCCUCCCACCCUCAGAAUUGUUAAUGUUCAUCUCAGGUGGCAUUUGCAGGAGACCAGAAUGAUGCACAUUACAGUGGUUAUAUUUCAACCACACCUAAAUUGACAGCUUCUGCGGAAUCUUUUUCCAGGUUAACAGUAAAUAUACACUUUAAAUUCUUGCUUUGCUAAUCUACACAUGUAAACACAGUAAGAUAGUGUCUGCCUAGUGAAACAUCCAUCCUUGACUCAAAGGCAGAAUUUCGCUUUGUUGUUACUAUAGGGACAAAAUUUGACAUUGUCAGAAUGUUGUAUUGGUAUUUUGCUGCAAUGUCUGUCCCCAAACAUAGUGGCAUUUUAACAUAGCAGCUGGUUAACCAGGACUACAGAAGUGGAAGGAUAAUUAAGAGACAUCUAUAUAUAUCAACAGCUUUUUACUUCUUAAGGACAGUGUUCAAAUUCUGAUUAUUAUGACAAGUAAACUGGAAUUAGUGUUUUCAUUCUGGUCCUUAGUAAAUACCUAAUUUCUUGACUAGACUGGGAAACAGAUCCCAGAGUUAUUUCCCAAUCCAGGAUUCAAUAUCAAUUGGGUUUUGAUCUAAGAAUUCUGGAAAUUCGUGUGCUACACACAAAGUGAAAUUAACAUUUUGAGCCUUAUUAAAAUAUUUUCUUAAUUAUGGUACCUCUGUCUAUAGGACUCAAUUUAGCAGUCCAUUUUUGAGUAAAACUUAUGUAGGACAUGUAGAUGACAAAAACUUUGAAAGUUUUACUUGAUUAAGGACUACUGAAUUAGGCCCUUAGAAUGUGGAAAAAAAAGAAAUUUACAAAUCACUUUUAUUGAACUCUGGGAAUAAAAGAAAUACAGAGUUUCCAUUUGGAUUUUAAACAAAAUUUAUCACAUUUUCAGAUCCUUCCAAACUCUCUAGUGCAGGAAAAGGCUGCAGCUAAUUUGUAAAAAGUGGCAAGCUCUUCAUUGUACUACAAUUACACAUCAGAAACUUAAAUCUUGUUAAAUAUAGUGUUGUGUUAAAAUAAGUAUUGGCCAUUGUGUCAUUCGCUGGCCUGCUGCUCUCCAAGAAUUCAGUAUCAUUUUAAUGGUUUGUAAACCAUAAAAGGUUUUCAAGCAUUGCUAAAGUAAGAACAUUAAGUCUAUGCUGUGUGCAGAGAAUACAUGUGUUUCCAGUGUUCCAUAUGUGUUUAUUUCACACAACUGUGGAUAAAAUUUCUGAAGAAUUCAUGAUGCUAUUUCUUAUGCCUGACAAUUACUUACAUACUUCGUAAUGUGCUUCUUAACAUUUUAAAUUUGGUGACUGCACAAUCAAAAUUUCCAAAACCUUGGUCUAUGUCUCGGCGUACAGCAUAGAUAAAUUCAAAGUCUGCCACAUGGGCAGUGGGAGAGCUGCUGUAUUUGAGGAAACUCAUACAGUCUCUAUGUGAUUUAUAACACUGCCAAAUAGCCAGCCAAUUGCUUGAGCAUGCCCAAAUAUAACAGGAAAGUAAAGUCUACCUGCCUAUUAGGUCAGCUGAGCUGCAUGUUAAAACAAUUAUCUGAAACUGAAUGAGGUGCUCUAAUUCUUAAUGAAAUGAAAAUGUCUGAAGAAACACAGCAUGCAAUUAGCAUGAGUUCUGCACAUACAAAUGGUGUUCUGCAUGUACACCAUGUAUGUUGCAUGAAUCCAUUGAUUUGUGUGAAUGUGGGGCAGUGCAGCUGAUAUAAAAAGGACUGAAGAAAAUUCCUUAGCAGUCCUGAAAAAGACCACGCAUUCAGACCUGAAACAUUGUGAGUAUUAGAGAAAAUUGGAAACAUCUGAUUUCUUAACGAUCAGGGCAAGCUCAUAGCACAUGUUUUACAGAAAAGUGAAGCGUCAAUCAUGGAUUUCCAAAAGCACUAGCAAUAAGAUGAAUGGUAAUAGCUUAUAGCACAUUUGUUUAUAAUUCUUAUGUCAUCAAGUAGUAGUACUAAUAGUACCCAACACAGUAAUUAUUCUCAAAUUGUGUGCUAUUCGUAAGUUCUGUGCAGUUUGGUAUGAAAUAAAUAUACUCAUUUGGAUAUAAAACUAACAGUUCAGUGUUAAAUCACAAACUUUUAUAAACAUUUUAAAAAGUCCAUGUGAUAAAUGUAAACGUGGUGAGUUUAUUGUCAAACAAAUCAUUUUGAUGUACUAUUCUAUAUGUGUAUCUGUUUAAGACAAGUGCAACAGACUGCCUUAUAUUAUUUCCUGUAAUUCUUCUCCUUUAUCAAAUGGUACUUUUUGUGAGUGGUUGCAAAGUGUUGUCUUAUUCUUGAUUCUUGUAUGUUAUCCACUGCAGGUUUUGUGAUACUUCAUAUUAAUUUAUUACAUUUAUUAAAUGUUGGCUAAUAUGUCA